AGGAGAGGGACACAUCUAUUGAGCCUAUUGAGCACCUGAGGUCAGGUGUUCUCAAUCAAGAAAUUACAACCUGCCUCAUAUAAAAGCAGCAGCCUGUGCAAGGCAGGUAGUUUGUCUAUCCUGUUUCCUUGAAUACUGUUACAUCUUCCAAAGAACUAGGAACUACUGACUGAAGAUGUCUGGCCGUGGGAAGAAAGCAGUACCAAAGGCAAAGUCUGCAAUGUCCCGCUCAGCCAGAGCAGGAAUCACUUUCCCAGUGGGCCGCAUCCACAGACUACUGAGAAAGGGCAACUACGCCGAGCGGGUUGGCAAUGGUGCUGCAGUUUACCUCGCAGCCAUCCUGGAGUACCUCUGCGCAGAAAUCCUGGAGCUGGCUGGAAACGCUAGCCGGGACAACAAGAAGCUCCGCAUCGCCCCUCGCCACAUCCUGUUGGCGGUCAGAAAUGAUGAGGAGCUAAACAAAAUGCUGGCUGGGGUCACCAUUUCAGAAGGUGGGGUCCUGCCAAACAUCCAGGCUAGCCUUCUUCCCAAAAAGACCAAGAUGUCCAGGGAUAACAGCACUGCCAAAGAUGUUGAAUCCCAAGAGUUUUAAAAAUGUAUCUUUUUAUUCUAUCACUUUAAAAUGGCUGAUUAAAGGGUUUUCUAUUUUA
Messenger RNA from Myripristis murdjan (pinecone soldierfish), 650 nucleotides. RefSeq names its product H2A histone family member 1a like (gene h2af1al). The transcript has 2 exons. The coding region runs from base 176 to 592 and encodes 138 amino acids. The record is from RefSeq and is a predicted model, not a curated record. Gene Ontology annotation, cellular component: nucleosome. Gene Ontology annotation, molecular function: DNA binding; structural constituent of chromatin; protein heterodimerization activity. NCBI's taxonomy places the organism in Eukaryota, Metazoa, Chordata, Actinopteri, Holocentriformes, Holocentridae.